Oncorhynchus gorbuscha (pink salmon) is the source of this 5316-nucleotide messenger RNA. RefSeq names its product interphotoreceptor matrix proteoglycan 1-like. Bases 741 to 4283 code for a protein of 1180 amino acids. Gene Ontology annotation, biological process: visual perception. The transcript is spliced from 18 exons. NCBI's taxonomy places the organism in Eukaryota, Metazoa, Chordata, Actinopteri, Salmoniformes, Salmonidae. The record is from RefSeq and is a predicted model, not a curated record.
GCCACCACCACGUGGCCAGGGAGGGAUUACGCUGAGCGAGCAGAAGGUAAACAGAUUAUUUCCGAAAUGGAGCUUGCUUUUUGAAUGUCGUCACCAUUGUCACACUUAUACCGACAGUGGAGUAACUUGGAGUUCCUUUCCAAGCCCUCUCACCUUGGCACCUUUUUCAAUCCUUCGUCCAGGUCUGCAGGGAUCAUUGACUGCCUCAACGAUCAAACCAGGAUUCUAACUCCAGGAUUCUAACUCCAUCUGCUAAAACCUAACUGGAGCCAAGACAAUAGUGAACAACCCCUCUUUUGGCUCUAGAGCCUAGAGACUUUGUCAACAGUGACAAUACAUUUUUCGUCAUGGACUCGAGAUAAAGGUUUUCAGAGAAUUUCCUUUUGUUUCCAAAUGAAAACUUUUUGGCUCUGAAAGGACCUAAACUAUUCCAUCAUGCAUUUGAGAACGGGACUGUUCCUCACCCUAUUUCUCUUUACCCUUGCAGCCCCUCGAAUCAAAGACCUACAGGUCCAAGACUUGUUUGGAAUCCGAGAUGUUAAAUACAAACACUUCCUAGAGAGUCUAAGACCAGUCAAACACACCACCAAUGUCAAAAUGAUAAAGGACCUGGACAGGCAACGGACAAAGAGGUCGACGUUCUUCACCACAGGGGUUAAAAUAUGUCCUCAAGAGAAGAUGAAGGAGGUCAUCUCCAACCAUCGGGCCUACUACAAACUUAGAGUUUGUCAGGAAGCGAUAUGGGAGGCCUUCCGUAUCUUUUGGACAGGGUUCCUAACUCCGAGGAGUACAAACACUGGACCUACGCCUGCCAGCAUGGCUCUCUCUGUCUGGAUGAGGUGGCCAGGAACUUCAGUAGUACCCAGGAACACAUCGACAUGGUGGCCAGAAGAGUUGCUGAACAGGAGAAGAUCCAUAAAGAAAGUGGUGAAGUACCAACAGCUGGAGGAACUGAGAUUGAGAAAUGCUCGAAAACUCCCUCAGAACUGUUUAGCAUUCCGAAUGAAGCAGGGGACAUAACAGAGAUUCCAAACAUUGUACCAGAUGAGGUGGUUAUUGAGGAGCAGAUAGUGGAGUUCAGUGUCACCAUAGCUGACCCUGGCUACAGUGAACUUCUUCUGAGAGACCCUGCAGCUCCCCAGUACCAUGACAUCACACGCAAUCUCCACGAUACGAUGGUUCACGUUUUUGACAAACUUCCUGGGUAUAAAGAUCUUCGUGUUUUGGGAUUUCGGUUGGUUGAAUUUAGAUCUGAUGAUGUGUCAGUCCGCUAUGCUGUGGUGUUUGAGACGAAUGGAGAAGACCCUGACACAGAAUCUAAAACCACUCUAGAACCAGGCACAGAGACAGUUAUUUACACAAACGGGCACAGACUGAAGGAUCUGGUUUCCAAGGCCUUGAGCGGAGAGACAUCCCUGCCCGUGGACAUACAAACACUCAGUUUUGAACCUGAUCCCACUGUUUCUCUACGCAAUGAGUUGGAAGCGACUACCUUGGAGACCUUGCUAGAGGAGGUUGUUGGGCACACUGAAGGUUUAUUACCAACUGUUGCUGUCGGAGAGGAAUUUCUUAAAGAUUUUACAGACACUCCCGAGGAACUCACUGUUGUGCCUUUAGGUGACUCAGUUACUGUUCUCCUCACUGAGACUUCCACUGCCUCCCCUGCCAUUGAAGUAACUCCCAAUUCUCCCCAAGAGGAACUUAUUGAGAGUCCUCCCUCAGAAGAAGUAGAGUUGCCUCCAGUGGCGGCCACAGAUGAGAUGCUUGAGGUAGAUGCUACAGAAGAGAUGCUUGAGAUAGAGGAGCCUGCAGUGGAUGUUACAGAGGAGACGACUGAGGUAGAGGAGCCUGCAGUGGAUGUUACAGAGGAGACGACUGAGGUAGAGGCUACAGAGGAGACGAUUGAGGUAGAGGAGCCUGCAGUGGAUGUUACAGAUGAGACGAUUGAGGUAGAGGAGCCUGCAGUGGAUGUUACAGAGGAGACGACUGAGGUAGAGGAGCCUGCAGUGGAUGUUACAGAGGAGACGACUGAGGUAGAGGAGCCUGCAGUGGAUGUUACAGAGGAGACGAUUGAGGUAGAGGAGCCUGCAGUGGAUGUUACAGAGGAGACGACUGAGGUAGAGGAGCCUGCAAUGGAUGUUACAGAGGAGACGACUGAGGUAGAGGAGCCUGCAGUGGAUGUUACAGAGGAGACGAUUGAGGUAGAGGAGCCUGCAGUGGAUGUUACAGAGGAGACGACUGAGGUAGAGGAGCCUGCAGUGGAUGUUACAGAGGAGACGACUGAGGUAGAGGAGCCUGCAGUGGAUGUUACAGAGGAGACGACUGAGGUAGAGGAGCCUGCAGUGGAUGUUACAGAGGAGACGAUUGAGGUAGAGGCAACAGAGAGGACGCUUGACGUAGAGGAGACUACAGUGGAUGUUACAGAGGAGACGAUUGAGGUAGAGGCUACAGAGAGGAUGCUUGACGUAGAGGAGACUACAGUGGAUGUUACAGAGGAGACGAUUGAGGUGGAGGCUACAGAGAGGACGCUUGAUGUAGAGGAGACUGCAGUGGAUGUUACAGAGGAGACGAUUGAGGUGGAGGCUACAGAGAGGACGCUUGAUGUAGAGGAGACUGCAGUGGAUGUUACAGAGGAGACGAUUGAGGUAGAGGCUACAGAGAGGAUGCUUGACGUAGAGGAGACUACAGUGGAUGUUACAGAGGAGACGAUUGAGGUGGAGGCUACAGAGAGGACGCUUGAUGUAGAGGAGACUGCAGUGGAUGUUACAGAGGAGACGUUUAAAGUAGAGGAGCCUCCAGUGGAUGUUACACAGGAAACAAUUGAGGUAGAGGAGCCUGCUGUGGAUGUUACAGAGGAGACGAUUGCAGUAGAGGAGCCACUGGAUAUUACAGAGGAGACGAUUGAGGUAAAGGCUAAAGAGGGGACUCUUGACGUAGAGGAGCCUGCAGUGGAUGUUAAAGAAGAUACAUCUGAGGUAGAGGCUACAGUCGGGACGCUUGAUGUAGAGGAGUCUCCAGUGGAUUCUACAGAGAAGACGAUUGAGGUAGAGCAGUCUCUAGUGGAUGCUACAGAGCAGACAAUUGAUAUAGAGAACACUGUGGAUGCGACAGAGGACUACCUUUGGGUUUGGCCACCAGUUACAAGAACAGCUGUUACAGAACAGCCUACCACCAAAAUGAUUACUCUCUUCCCCCCUGAGGAAGAUGCUGAGGAGACCCUCCCAACUGUUGAACCAAAGGAAGAUGAAGGACCCACAACUACUGAGGUGACUUUAGAGAAGCAACCAGACGGAGACAAUCAAAUGAUCACCACUACAGCAUCUCUACACGUAGAACCUACAUCCAUCGAAACAUUCACCACUGUUACACAAUCACCAAACAUGCCUUUAUCUGAGGAUGAUGUCAUCCAAGCAGAACCUGAGGAAGUCCCCUCAGCAAAUUUCCCCCCUGGACCUUCAGAAGGAUGGGACACUCUCCAAGAUGAGGAACCACUUGAGACGGACGUGGAUAUCUCUAAUGACUCGGACAUACAGGAGGAUGUAGAAAAGGUAGAGGACGGUACAGAAGCCGCCAAUACGCUGGACGAGUUUGGCAGUGGAUUAGAAGGCCCAUUUGAGUCCUCCGCACCCCCAGCAUUCACACACAUGAACACUCCUUUAAUGGCCAGUACUGGAAAAGCCAAAGAAAUGGUGGUGUUCUUUAGUUUGCGAGUCACUAACAUGAUGUUUUCAGAGGACCUGUUCAACAAAAGCUCUCCCGAGUACAGGUCAUUGGAGAAUACCUUUCUUCAGCUGAACCAGUUCUCUGAGCCCAGAGACUCGCCAAAUCCUGGAGCCAGUAAAUCUGGGACUGGGAGACAGAGGACGUUAGCUUCAAUACCGCUUCUCCCAUAUCUGCAAUCUAAUUUGACAGGAUUUAAGCAAUUGGAAAUCCUCAACUUCAGGAAUGGUAGUGUUGUGGUGAACAGCAAGAUGAAAGUAGAAAAAGAUGUGCCACAUAACCUGACACAGGCCGUUCACUGUGUGCUAGAAGACUUCUGCAACGCUGCAUCCAAACGACUAGACAUUGAGAUUGACAGUCGCUACCUGGACAUAGAACCUGCUGACCAAGCAGAUCCCUGCAAGUUCUUGGCCUGCAAUGAGUUCUCCCAAUGUGUGGUAAACAGUUGGACCCAGGAGGCUGAGUGUUUGUGUGACCCUGGCUACAGCACUACGGACGGUCUGCCCUGCCAGAGCAUUUGUAACUUGGAGGAAGAAUACUGCUUCAACGGGGGGCCUUUGUGACAUCAUCCAGGGUCAUGGAGCCACCUGCAGAUGUCCUGUAGGGAAAUACUGGCACUAUCACGGAGUGCGCUGCAAUGAGCUGGUGUCACUGCCUGUAGAUCCAGCCAUUUUCAUAGCCUGCCUCGUGGGAAGCCUCACCUUGGUUUGUGCCAUCAUAGGCAUCUUGGUAUUCAUAAACAAGAAAUGUUUCGGGAACCGAAAGACUGUGACUUUGGUGCAUACAAUUGCUCCCUAUGCCUUUGAGAACACAUUGAGAGUGAACCCUGUUUUUGAAAAUGACGAUGGCAUCUUGACUCAAGUAUCGAGCAUAAGUACACCAGCACCCUCGAGUAGUGGUGCUGGUUCUUCUCAGACAUCAGAGCAAGAAGCUUUUCGCGCUAUUGAAAAUAUACAUCUAAGUAUUGAGAUCCCCAGACAGCUCUACACAACCAGACCUGACAAGCUAGUCUCUGAAAUGGUAGAUUUCCAUCACUGUAUACCACACAACGAGACGUGGCGACCACCGAAUGAGUACCGAACCUGUUGCCUGUUAAGGGCAUCAGAAAACGAAUGCUUUGAGGUAACUGUUCUUUGAUGGCUAAUUUCUUGGCACCAAGAUUCUUAGUUGCUUUGAACUUCAGCGGUAUACUCGAAAUAUAUCUUGUCUCUUGGAAAUUCACGUCAUGGCAGUGGACUCAUCAAUUACUGGAAUUACUGCAUACAUGGAGAAGUGUACCUGGAAUUGGAUGUUACUGGAAUUACUGCAUACAUGGAGAAGUGUACCUAGGAUUGGAUGUUACUGGAAUUACUGCAUACAUGGAGAAGUGUACCUAGGAUUGGAUGCAUAUUGCAGAUGGUGUGUGGAUAUUACAUGCUGGACUAGAAGGUUGUGUUAAGGUAUACCCAUCUAUUUAUACACAAGAGUAUUUUCCUAACAUUGAGUUGCACCCACCCCUUUUUGCCAUCAGAACAGCCUCAAUUCGUCAGGGCAUGGACUCUUCAAGGUGUCGAAGGCAAUCCAUAGGGAUGCUGGCCCAUGUUGACUCCAAUGCUU